GGAAUACCUGCGAGCUUUUCUAGUCCAAUUGGCCGUGCUCUCGAAUCAUCAAAACGGAAGAGACACUCACAUCCGGCAGAUCAAAAUCUACGGCCCUCGCCAGAACGCAGUGAUCGGGCAUCCAUUUUGCUUCAACACCAUCGACUUUAGCAUGAGAUCCAGUGUGCGCUGACGAGAAUAAUGGUCAAAUUUGCUGAACUUCUAGGGUUUAAAGGUUUUUGGAUGGCUCAAGAGUGGCUGAGCGAUUGGACGUCACGGAACCAGCAGGAGCUGGACGCGAUCCACUGCAACGUAAGAAUAGCCGAGAACCAUGGCAGCGAGUACUCGGUGGCCGUGGAGAUUGGGAGUAUGCAAAUGGUGGUGAUGAUGCCGGCGGCGCUGGUGAUCGGGGUGGAGGUGGCCGACGAGCUCGAGGACCUCUUGGGAGAUCUCAACUCGAAGCUCCAGGAUUUGGCACCGGCCAAGCUCCACACGGUUCUAGACAUGCUACUGGCCACGAUCAUGGGUUUGGACGCGAGGAGGAAGAGGCAAAAGGUGGCGGACGACGAUGGUGGCGGUGACGAGGACGACGAGGACGACGAGGACAGGGUUGGGAUCUUCGAGGGCGAGGACUUCGUGGACGAGAACUCGGAGUUCUUCUCCCGGUCCCCGAGCUCUCUAUACGGCCUGGCGGUGGCAGCGGCGAGCGCCUGCGAGGCGGACCCGGCGCUCAAGCACUGCAGGGUGGCGGUGGAGAUUGGCAUCAAGGUGGCGCUCCGGAUCGGUCUUCUCAACGCCAGGAUCGCCCACGCCUACGGCCUCGUCACGGAGAAGCCGCUGGAGAUCCUUCUCAAGUUUGAGUCGGUGUGGGGGAACGCGCGGCUGGCUCCCAAGAAGAGCUUCUAUCCUCGGAGCGUAGAGGUGACGCAGGGCGGCGAGCUCAAGGCGGAGAAGGCCUCGUACGCGCUCUCGACGAUGCUCCCCGACCUGGUGAGAGUGUUCUGUGACUUCUACUGCCUGGGCAGCCGAGGCGAGUGGAGCAACUAUAUCAUGAGCUGCCAGCUCCAGCAGGCGGCGGCGCGCGAGAACCCGGUGCUCGGCCUCGUCUCCUUCAUGGCGCUGCAGCUGGAUAUGCUGUGGGAGAGCUGCCCGUUCUGCUACAGGCUCCUCCCGGCCUCGACGUUCAAGGUCCAGCCGUGCAGCAACGAUCUGUGCCAGUUUACGUGCCAGGAGACCGGGCUGGGAUCCAACGUCCUGGAAGCCGUGCGCGCGAGCCCGGCGGUGGUGGAGCUGGAGGUGGCGUUCAUGAAGUUCGCGUCGCUGUCCACGACCCGGGACGUGCUGGAGCCAUUCCCGAGCUUCAUGCUCAAGGAGAGGGAGCUACGGGAGAGCAACGGCUGGUUUGGAUCCAUGAACAAGUCCCCCAACUUCGCCAACAAGAUGGUCGGGCUGGUGUCCCAGGCGCUCGAGACGGUGCCGCCAGUGGAGCGCCUGGCGCAGUGCUCGAGCGAGGCCGAGGUGGUGGCGCUGCUGGAGGAGGAGUGGCAGCGGUGCGCGGCGGCUGGCAAACCGGAGAGGCUCCCGCUCAAGCUCCUGCGCUUCUGCCUCGCCACGGACCGGCUGAGCUUGCGGCAUCUGGGCGAACAGGAGCGGCUGCCCAUUGCGUGCUCGGACCAAUUUGUGGUGCUCUACGACACGCCCGAGCAGGAGGCGGUUCUAGACUCCUCCACGGCCUCGUUCUUUGCGUUUCACGGCAGCCCGACUUAUAACUGGUACUCGAUUCUCCGCAACGGCGUGCGAUCCAUGAGCAACACGCGCUACAUGUCGACCGGGGCGGCGUCCGGGAUGGGAAUCUAUGCAGCCACUACACUCGCGAUGUCCCGGGGCUACUGCAGCGUCGGCGGGAGUGGGGCUGGGUAUGGGAGAUUUGGCACUGGGACGUCGUGCGUUGGGGUGAUUGAGGUGUUCGCGCCGGUGAGCCUCAGCCAUUACUAUGUCAUCCCAAAGGAGCACGAGAAGAGUGUCGCGCUGAGGUACCUCAUCGUCUUCGACGGUGUGGGUGGGUACCAUAGCUCCGGCACCAUCUCGCGGGACGUUUUCCUGGAUGGCAAGAUCAAUCUCGUGAAGCACCAUCGCGAGCUUCGCAAUCGAUUGUAGAACUUUUUCAAACACUAAACUGACUCAAAACUUAUAGAGUUA
Messenger RNA from Selaginella moellendorffii, 2178 nucleotides. RefSeq lists its product as uncharacterized. Bases 181 to 2136 code for a protein of 651 amino acids. The transcript is spliced from 2 exons. The record is from RefSeq and is a predicted model, not a curated record. Lineage: Eukaryota; Viridiplantae; Streptophyta; Lycopodiopsida; Selaginellales; Selaginellaceae. Gene Ontology annotation, molecular function: NAD+ poly-ADP-ribosyltransferase activity.